AUGGAUCUAUCAGGCCGUAAUAAGAGCUCGUCCUUCUCUCACAUGGAAUUUAUACUCUUUGGGUUUCCUGGGGUCACAGAGUUCCGACCCCUCCUGGCUCUUCCCUUCUCCUCCAUAUACGCGGUGAUACUGGGUGGUAAUUCUGUGGUUACGUUGCUCAUUGUAUUGGAGAAAAGUCUACACACACCGAUGUAUACACUCAUCUUUUCUCUUCUGGCCGUCAAUGUUGUCUACACCACGGCCAUCACACCCAAGAUGCUGCUAGCACUGUUUGGCCUGGACCAGAUCACCUUGGCUGGGUGUUUGGUGCAGAUGUUUGUUGUAUAUUCCAGCAUCAUGGCCGAGUCCACAAUUGUGCUGCUCAUGGCAGUAGAUCGGUACCUAGCCAUCAUCCAGCCACUACAUUACCAUGAGAUUGUAGGCAAGCAAUUGGUUGUCCACUUGGCAGUCAAUGGAGUGAUCCGUAAUGGUGUAUUUGUGUUCCCUCUGGUAAUUUACGCUGCCCGCCUCUCCUACUGCAGAUCCAACGUCAUCCAUCACUUCCAUUGUGAAAGCAUGAUGCUCUUCAGCCUGGGGUGCGGGGAGUCUAGAGCCCAGAUCAUAGGAUUGGUGGUGAGGACACUCACCAUGUUUUGUGACAUCACCAUCAUCUUCAUUUCCUAUCUGAAAGUCCUUCACACGGUCCUGAGGAUCGCAGCGGGAACGGCUCGGUAUAAAGCUCUCCACACCUGCAGCACCCACCUGGUGGUGGUCGUCCUCAUUAACGCCUUCGGAUGUAUAAUCUCUAUUUUGCAUUUGCUGGGGAACUCCGCCUCCUACAACCUCCAGAAUAUCUGCAGUGCCAUCUACUUCCUAUUCCCGGCAAUGGUGAACCCAUUUAUCUACGGUGUACGGAUGGAGGAGAUCAAGAGCAAUCUACAGAGACGCUGGAGGAAGAAGACACAUAACUCCAUUAGAGACAGAAGACACUGA
This is a messenger RNA of Nanorana parkeri, 972 nucleotides long. Its product is annotated as olfactory receptor 51E2-like. Bases 1 to 972 code for a protein of 323 amino acids. Gene Ontology annotation, biological process: G protein-coupled receptor signaling pathway. Gene Ontology annotation, molecular function: olfactory receptor activity; G protein-coupled receptor activity. The record is from RefSeq and is a predicted model, not a curated record. The transcript has a single exon. NCBI's taxonomy places the organism in Eukaryota, Metazoa, Chordata, Amphibia, Anura, Dicroglossidae. Gene Ontology annotation, cellular component: membrane.